Molecule: messenger RNA, 2244 nt
Organism: Bolinopsis microptera
Lineage: Eukaryota; Metazoa; Ctenophora; Tentaculata; Lobata; Bolinopsidae
Product: protein UXT-like
Exons: 2
Coding region: 1474-1992 (172 amino acids)
Biological process (GO): negative regulation of transcription by RNA polymerase II
Molecular function (GO): transcription corepressor activity; protein binding
Source: RefSeq, a predicted model, not a curated record
CUAGAUCUCCAGAAGUUUAGCCGUACUUUCCCUUCGGAAUUAAAUGAUUUAGGCGAAGUUCUGGCCGCUUUAUCUGAACAUUCUGAAUGUGCUGAAAUGAAAGCGGUUGUUAAGAAUUUUAUUAAAGGGAGAAAUACUGAAGAGUCAAGUAGCUCUAAAGAAGAGCUAGAAGUUGAUGAAAAUACUGAAGAUGUACAAGACAGUGAUGGUGAGGAUUGUAAAGAUAUUGCUAAUCAAACUGAGGAAAUAGAAUCAGGUUGGAUACAGUGUGUUAGUAACACAAGCUACACCCUGUCACACUACGAACCAGUACAGAUGAUAACUAACACUACUGAGUCAGAUAACUAUAUUGGUGUGUAUUAUACUCUAUCUGGAGAAGGUGGGAGUAGUGAGGAUAAAAUUCUGAUUUAUAGAGAUGCUAAAACCAAUCAGUGGAGUUAUGUUAUUGGGGGAUGUACUCCAGACUGCUACAAUAAACAGUUUCUAAACAAUGUACCAGCUGAUAAAUUCAAACACUGGAUAAUAACCAAAACUUCUACACACCUAAAGGUAGUGUGUAACAGAGUGACAGUUCUCAAUUUCAACUUUGCUACUGACUACACAACAGGUUCUGGGAAUAGUCACCAGAUUUGGUUGAAAAGGUGCACGAAUAUGCGACUUAGAACAUUUGAUGUUGACUUACUUAUUUUAAAUGCAGUCAGAUUGUUUCCUGUUAACAUGGUAGUAUAAUGUUCUGACUUCUAAACAAUUAUUAUUGUGGAAAUUCUUUAUUUGUUAAAGCUUUCUUGUAUAUUUACCAUAAAUUACCAAACUGAGCCUACUUCUCCGAUCUUGGUCAGUGUUUAAACAUUUUCUUUGUUUCGAUCAUUUAUAUCAAUUUGAUUAGCAAUACUUUCGUCGUGAUUAGCACAUUUACCCGUCUGGAAACUGAAUAUUAGUUGUCCGGUUCUGUCACUUACGUAUUUUUAUUUUAAGCAAAAAAUAUUAUCUUGUUUAAAUCUGUCUCUUCCUAUUAUAUCGGUACGAUAGCCUAUUAAUUUUAAAUUUUAUUGACGUGUUUCGACGCAUAGCAGCGAUUUGAAAUCAAUAAGCAUUCGGAUAUGUUUUUAAUUUUUACCUCUGUCCAUAAAAUUGUGGGAAGUCAAUUUUAAAUCGAUUUCAAUAAGUUAUUGUUUGAAAACACUGUAUCGAAAUCUAAAAUUUAUACAUGUUAAUUAUUACUUUAAAUUUGUCCAAUUCCAAAAUUGUUUCAGCAUCAUAUUAUUGACUGAUUGUAACGACCUCAAUGAGGGUCACUUUUAGUCCGUUGUAAAAUUACGCGGUAUUUGAUAAUAAUUGAUUGAAAUUAGUUUUAUCGAAAGUUCAGAAUUAAAGUAACCAGUACACAGCGAUAACAAAUAAAAGGAAAAAUCAUACAAUCAACAAAUUUAAAUUAAAUCAUUAUAAACUAACUUUAUAAACUCCUAUUAGGACAUGUCAUGCUACGAUUUCAACCCCGAGAGCUUACUAAUGGAAGAUGACGACGUCAACGUCACCCAACCAAUCUCAGACAAAGUGCUGAAAUACGAGGAGUUCGUUAACGAGGUCCUGAAGAACGACCUUAACCACGUGCUGGAGGAACGAGAUAAGAUAUACGAUGAAGUGGCGGAAUACAUGAAACUCCAGACCUCAAUAGAGCGGCUCAAAACAAUAGACAGCAGACCUAUCAAGGAGAUGAUUGAUGUUGGUUGUAACUUUUACAUGCAAGCUGAGGUUAAGAACACUGACUAUAUAUACGUUGAUGUGGGGAUGGGGCUCCACGUGCAGUUAACGUUUGAUGAAGCACUGAGGUUUUUAAAGAAGAAGAUCGAUCAGUUGACGGUUAAGUCGGAACAUUUGACUGAAAAAAGUGUUGAUAUCAAAGCAAGGAUUAAGUUGAUAAUUGGAGCGCUGGCUGAAUUACAGGGUGUUAGCGCGCAGUCUUCAAAGCCCAGGUAUGAUCCUUUUAGUUGAAUUAGCGGGAGCGAUUUUAUUUUUAUUUGUUGUGUUACUUUUUUUAAAUUCUUAGUUAAGUUAUUCAAACUGCAUUUUGGUCGAUGAUGAUGGUGAUGAUGUUUAGAUUUCUGUUUUACAGAUAUUGGUAACUAAGGGAAGGUGGUUUAACUUUUCGCUACAAAACUGAAAUUUUUUCGCUGCAAAAAUAAUUAUUCUAAGCAAUUAAGAGCUCAUAUUAUCUUAUUUUGCUUUAAAAGUCAAUACAGGUAU